Messenger RNA from Uncinocarpus reesii 1704, 1746 nucleotides. RefSeq lists its product as uncharacterized. Gene Ontology annotation, biological process: transmembrane transport; intracellular iron ion homeostasis. The record is from RefSeq and is a predicted model, not a curated record. Lineage: Eukaryota; Fungi; Ascomycota; Eurotiomycetes; Onygenales; Onygenaceae. Gene Ontology annotation, cellular component: vacuolar membrane; endosome. Gene Ontology annotation, molecular function: siderophore-iron transmembrane transporter activity. The coding region runs from base 1 to 1746 and encodes 581 amino acids. The transcript has 11 exons.
AUGUCUGCCACACAGGAUGAGAAAGGUUUGCCUUUGGGGAAUGCUCAAGGUAAAGAACCGAGAACAACGCAAGCCCCGCCAGUUGACGAGAGAUCUGUGUCAAUCUUUGGCAAAAAGAGCCCUGGCGUCCAACGUGUGGAGGUUAUAUCAGAACAUUUCCAUUUGUUAGAUCGGGUCGUAUUCUUUUUUGGCAUCUUCGUCCUUGCCUAUGCAUACGGCCUCGAUGGGACAAUCCGAUAUACCUAUCAACCCUAUGCCACGGCUUCAUACCAAUCACACAGUUUGCUGGCGACAGUGAAUGUGCUGAGAAGCGUCAUUGCUGCGGCCGCUCAGCCAACUGCUGCAAAAAUUGCCGAUGUCUUUGGGAGAGUGGAGGUGAUAUUUGUUACUGUGAUAUUCUACGUCGUUGGUACCAUCGUCGAGGCGUGUUCCACCAAUGUGCAAUCAUUCGCAGCGGGUGCGGUGUUGUACCAGAUUGGAUAUACAGGCAUCUUGCUGCUGGUUGAAGUCCUCAUUGCAGACGUUACCUCUCUCAGAGCCCGUCUCCUAUUCUCCUACAUCCCCGCGACCCCUUUUAUUAUAAACACCUGGGUCUCUGGUGAUAUCACCAGUGCUGUCCUUGGAAAGACUACAUGGAAUUGGGCCUGCACUAUACCUCUGCUGUUAUCCCUCUAUAACGUCCAUCGUAGAGCCAAAAAAGCCGGUUCACUCAUCGCCUACAAAAGUCCAUAUGAGUUGCUCGGCUUCCGCCAACUCAUGGUCUCCUUAUUCUGGCAAUUGGAUGUCAUCGGGAUCAUCCUCUUGGUCGGGGUUUUUGCACUCAUCCUUGUACCAUUUACACUUGCUGGAGGUGUACAACUCCAGUGGAAGACAGCCAAAAUCAUUGCUCCCCUUGUUAUCGGUGUGCUUCUUAUUCCAGUUUGGAUCCUCUGGGAGAUGACAUGCAAACACCCCAUGGUCCCCUUUAGAUUGCUCAAAGAUCGCGCAGUUUGGGGCGCUUUGGGUAUCGCUAUCUCCCUAAACACAGCCUGGUAUAUGCAAGGUGAUUUCCUUUACACAGUCCUCAUCGUUGCUUUUAACGAGUCGAUCAAGAGUGCCACCCGCAUCACGUCGCUUUACAGUUUUACGUCUGUAAUCACGGGAUGCAUUGCCGGCUUAAUUGUAUACAGAGUUCGACGAUUGAAGCCUUUUAUUGUAGCUGGAACCCUCCUCUUCAUGGUCGCCUUUGGGCUUCUCAUUCAUUACCGUGGCGGAGUAGGCCCAUCUAGCCACUCCGGAAUUAUUGGUGCUCAGGUUCUUCUUGGAAUUGCCGGCGGAUUAUUCCCUUACCCAGCUCAAGCAAGCAUCCAGGCUGCAACCAAACACGAACACGUCGCCGUCAUUACCGGUUUGUACCUCGCCUGUUAUAACAUUGGCUCCGCCCUUGGAAACUCCAUCUCCGGGGCGCUCUGGAACCAAGUCCUCCCUAAGACCUUGGAAGCACGCCUGGGAAAUGCCACCAAGGCAGCUGAAGUCUAUGCAAACCCUCUAACCUGGGCCCCGAAAAAUCCGGUUGGAACACCGGAUAGAGACGCCGUCAUCCUCGCUUACCAGCACGUUCAGCGGCUGCUCUGCAUCACUGGUAUCUGCCUGUCCGUGUUACUCAUUGCAUUUGCGCUUGUUCUCCGCGAUCCGGUCUUGACGGGUGAGCAGAGUCUUGCGAACGCGGAGAAGUAUGACGAGGAGAGUUCCGGCUUGGAGGACUAG